AGCCAAGGUGAAGAACUGUCACGGCACACGGUCAUCCAUCGGUCGGUCGCCGCGAGAAGAAAAAGUUGCCGUCGCUCGUUCGCUUCUGUUUUUCGGUGCGUGUGUGUUCAAUUUCGGCGAUAAUUUGAGCUUCAUCCGGCGGAAUCGGCUCCAACCAAAAACAAAUACGACCAUGGAGGAACGCACCGGCUCGGAACGGGUGUACGGCGGCUGCGAGGGCCCGGACGCGAUGUACGUGAAGCUGAUCUCGUCCGACGGGCACGAGUUCAUCGUGAAGCGCGAGCGCCUCACCUCGGGCACGAUCAAGGCCAUGCUGUCCGGGCCGGGCCAGUUUGCGGAGAACGAAGCGAACGAGGUCAACUUUAGGAAAUUCCGUAAGUUGCGCGCGACGCUCUGGAAGGCAAUUAUGUAAUUUAGGGGGCACCUU
This is a messenger RNA of Culex quinquefasciatus (southern house mosquito), 427 nucleotides long. It is a transcript of the gene EloC, whose product is annotated as elongin-C. Gene Ontology annotation, cellular component: elongin complex. Gene Ontology annotation, biological process: ubiquitin-dependent protein catabolic process. The record is from RefSeq and is a predicted model, not a curated record. NCBI's taxonomy places the organism in Eukaryota, Metazoa, Arthropoda, Insecta, Diptera, Culicidae. Gene Ontology annotation, molecular function: protein-macromolecule adaptor activity.